This is a messenger RNA of Fusarium sp. VM40, 1461 nucleotides long. The record is from the annotation of a GenBank genome assembly. NCBI's taxonomy places the organism in Eukaryota, Fungi, Ascomycota, Sordariomycetes, Hypocreales, Nectriaceae.
AUGGUCUCAAACGAGACCGAGUUCGUUGGCUGGAAGCCCUCACCAGAUGGAAGAGGUACUUAUGAUAUAAUAUUUACAUGCCUGGUCACAACAUUUCUUUGCUGCUGGACCUCUGUAUACCCCAACAUACCCGCACCUGGCGAUGGUAUUUGGGCUUCGAUUAGGGACAAACUUGGGCUUGCAUGCCUAGGAUUACUUGGUCCCGAGUUCAUCAUAGUGUUGGCCAUUGGGCAAAAGUCUUCGGCGCGAAGAUCAGUUGUGAAAUUCAACCAAGCAGGACAUAAUCAGUGGACCAUUACUCAUGGUUUCUUCGCGGAUAUGGGUGGGUUUGUACUCACAGCCGACGAUCUCCCACGGCCAAUACCGCUCAACGCCGAACAGUUAUUUUAUCUGGUAGAUAAAAAGCAUGUUGAGUGUCCCACGAUAACUGCUCAAGAGCUGAAAGAUAGGAAUAAGUCAGAUGGGUUAGCAAGGCUCAUCACCAUAUGGCAAGGGACUUGGUUCGUCAUUAGCUUCAUUGCGCGACUGAUCCAAGGACUUCAUGUAACGACAAUGGAGCUCACAGCAGUCUCGUUUGUGGUGAUUCUUUUUGGGACUGCUUGGUGCUGGAAAGAUAAGCCAAGCGAUGUGGGCACAACCAUCACUCUUCACAGCUCGACCAGUAUCGAGAAUAUUAUCAUCGGGGAGGGACGCCAACCCGAUCAGCGAUACUAUCAAACACCUCUGGACUUUGUUAGCAGAGAUGAAACCGCGCUGAACCUGGCCUGGCAAUAUUACAACGAACUAUCACGCAAGAUCCUUUUCUCCCCCUUCUCGCGCCGCGUCGCACAAGUUCCAUGGGACAGGAACCCGGGCGAUAUCUUCCUCCGAAUGGACUUUGAUCUAGAACUCGUGGGGGUCGCAUUUAUCCUUGCCUUCUGUGCUGUCUUUCUGUCUGCAUGGAACUUUGCUUUCCCCACCACAGUCGAACGAGAGUUCUGGCGGGUGGCCAGCAUUUACAUGCUGUCAUAUGGCUUUGUCGGGGCGCUCUGGAUGGAAUUGUGCAUGUGGAUAUUUGUGCCUCAGAACCGUCUCACUGAGGGCCCUGAGCCAAGUCUUGUCGAGCAAGACCUAGCCCAGAGGCCUCACCCUGUCCAAGACUGGCACCAUAGGUUCCAACAAUGGCGGAAGAGCCGGACAAGUAAAAAGCAGGGAAGCAGAGAUCUCGCUGAGGAUUGUCUGGUGCAGCGACGGCCAGCGAAGAGCACUUUUGACUUUCUCAAAACAUCGCACAAUAUCUCACAUGGCCAGGAUCCUUACAUGGGCGUUCAGGUUGGAUUCAUUAUCGUUACGUCUGUCCUAUGUGUUCUUUACUGUAUCUUUCGGGUGUUUAUCUUCGUGGAGGACUUUAUCGGAUUGAGAGCAUUGCCGCCGAGUGCGUAUGAGACGGUGGAGUGGACAAAGUUCAUCCCACAUAUUUAG